AUGGGCGAGUCUCCUCUACCAGAGCGAAUACCGCAAAAUUGGGUCGGGUUAAGGCGGCCAAUUGCGAUUAAGGUCAGCUUCGGAAGGUUCCUGCUUCCGGCGACUGUACUUCCUAAUGCUGUAGACAAUAGAGGCCAAGUAGGAGGCAAAAGCGAGCCCAGCAAUAACGCUGUAAGCAAUGACCCAGGCACUCCCCCGGUGGCCCGCGAGCUGCAGACCAAGCCCCCCAUUGAGAACACCGAGGAGCAUCAGGGAACGCCCGUACCAAACGUGGACAACUCCAAAGUGACCACGUCCCUCGUGUUUUGCGUAAUGCCGUGA
Clonostachys byssicola is the source of this 321-nucleotide messenger RNA. Lineage: Eukaryota; Fungi; Ascomycota; Sordariomycetes; Hypocreales; Bionectriaceae. The record is from the annotation of a GenBank genome assembly.